Messenger RNA from Cynocephalus volans (Philippine flying lemur), 975 nucleotides. RefSeq names its product olfactory receptor 11H4. Bases 1 to 975 code for a protein of 324 amino acids. The record is from RefSeq and is a predicted model, not a curated record. Gene Ontology annotation, molecular function: G protein-coupled receptor activity; olfactory receptor activity. Gene Ontology annotation, biological process: G protein-coupled receptor signaling pathway. NCBI's taxonomy places the organism in Eukaryota, Metazoa, Chordata, Mammalia, Dermoptera, Cynocephalidae. Gene Ontology annotation, cellular component: membrane. The transcript has a single exon.
AUGUCUUUCUACUUUGUAGAUUUAAGAUCCAUGAACAGAUCAGCAACACACGUUGUGACUGAGUUUGUUCUCCUGGGAUUCCCUGGCUGCUGGGAGAUACAGAUUUUCCUCUUCUCAUUGUUUUUGGUGAUUUAUGUCUUGACCUUGCUGGGAAAUGGAGCCAUCAUCUGUGCAGUUAGAUGUGACCCACGACUACACACCCCCAUGUACUUUCUGCUGGGAAACUUUGCCUUCCUCGAGAUCUGGUAUGUUUCCUCCACUGUUCCUAACAUGCUAGCCGACAUUGUCUCCAACACCAAGGCCAUCACAUUUUCUGGGUGCUUCCUCCAGUUCUACUUCUUCUUUUCACUGGGCACAACUGAAUGUCUCUUCUUGGCAGUAAUGGCUUAUGAUCGGUACCUGGCCAUCUGUCGCCCACUGCACUACCCAACCAUCAUGACUGGGAGGCUCUGUGGCAUGCUGAUAUCUUUCUGCUGGAUCAUUGGAUUUCUCGGAUAUCCAAUCCCAAUUUUCUUCAUCUCCCAACUUCCCUUCUGUGGUCCUAAUAUCAUAGACCACUUCUUGUGUGACAUGGACUCAUUGAUGGCUCUGUCCUGUGCCCCAGCUCCCAUUACUGAAUUUGUUUUCUAUACUCAGAGCUCCCUUGUCCUCUUUUUCACUAUCAUAUACAUUCUUCGAUCCUACAUCCUGCUGCUCAGAGCUGUUUUUCAGGUCCCUUCUGCAGCUGGCCAGAGAAAGGCCUUCUCUACCUGUGGUUCUCAUUUAGUUGUGGUGUCUCUUUUCUAUGGGACAGUCAUGGUAAUGUAUGUGAGUCCUACAUAUGGUAUACCAAUUUUGAUGCAGAAGAUCCUCACACUGGUAUAUUCAGUAAUGACUCCUCUCAUUAAUCCCCUGAUCUAUAGUCUUCGUAAUAAGGACAUGAAACUUGCCCUGAGAAAUGUCCUGUUUGAAAUGAAAAUUAGUCAAAAUUCAUGA